Molecule: messenger RNA, 561 nt
Organism: Coccinella septempunctata (seven-spotted ladybird)
Lineage: Eukaryota; Metazoa; Arthropoda; Insecta; Coleoptera; Coccinellidae
Gene: RpII18
Product: DNA-directed RNA polymerases I, II, and III subunit RPABC2
Exons: 1
Coding region: 126-515 (129 amino acids)
Biological process (GO): DNA-templated transcription
Cellular component (GO): RNA polymerase II, core complex; nucleus; RNA polymerase I complex
Molecular function (GO): DNA-directed RNA polymerase activity; DNA binding
Source: RefSeq, a predicted model, not a curated record
GUUGGUUGUCAAGAGAAACAAGCAACAAGAAGCGGUUCAUUCCUUGGAGUGUUUGUAGCUGAAUUUAUUUUCAUUCACAGUUUUUGAAUAGUGUAUUGAUUUAGUGUCCUCUAUCAAAUUAAAACAUGGCAGACGAAGAAUUUGAUGAUAACGAUGUAGCAGACGAUUUCGAAGAUGAGGUUGAAGAUGAUGAGGAAAUGGAACAAGCCGAAGAAGAAGGCGACAACGUUGAAGUACUGGCUCCAGGUCAAGCUGGAGGAGCAGUUCCGAAAGAAAAACGAAUCACGUCUAAAUACAUGACAAAGUAUGAAAGAGCCAGAGUUCUAGGUACAAGAGCACUCCAGAUAUCGAUGUGUGCUCCAGUCAUGGUUGAAUUAGAUGGCGAAACCGAUCCACUACAAAUUGCAAUGAAAGAAUUGAAAGAACGAAAAAUUCCUAUCAUCAUAAGGAGGUACCUACCAGAUAAUUCGUAUGAAGAUUGGGCAAUCGAUGAGCUGAUUAUAGUAGAUCAUUGAAACAAUAUAUGUAUAUAUAGGUUAAGUAAUAAAUGUUAUUCUUUUA